Cinclus cinclus is the source of this 1006-nucleotide messenger RNA. RefSeq names its product zinc finger protein 135-like. The record is from RefSeq and is a predicted model, not a curated record. Bases 8 to 1006 code for a protein of 332 amino acids. The transcript has a single exon. Lineage: Eukaryota; Metazoa; Chordata; Aves; Passeriformes; Cinclidae.
CCGACUGAUGCUGCAUGGGGAAAGUUUCAGGAAGCUGCCAGAUGUUACCCAGCAGAGAAAUUCCUCUGUGGGGAGACUGAUGAUAUGUGGGGACUGUGGGAAGAGCUUCCGUGUACAUUCCAACCUCAUCCAGCAUCGGAGAAUCCACACUGGAGAGAAACCCUUCUCCUGCACCGAGUGUGGGAAGCGUUUCCGGCAGCGGUCCCACGUCAUCCAGCACCAGAGGAUCCACACGGGAGAGAGGCCCUACGAGUGCUCCGAGUGCGGGAAAAGCUUCAGCGUGAGCUCAAAGCUGCUGCGGCACCAGGUGACCCACACCGGGGAGAAGCCCUUCAGGUGUGCCGAGUGCGGCAAGAGCUUCUCCGGGAACUCCCAGCUGGUGCAGCACCGGCGAGUGCACACCGGGGAGAGGCCCUACACGUGCAGCAGCUGCGGGAGCAGCUUCAGCGUGAGCUCGGCUCUGGCUCGGCACCGGCGCGUCCACACCGGGGAGAAGCCCUACGGCUGCAUCGAGUGCGGGAAGAGCUUCAGCCAGAGCUCCGAGCUCAUGAAGCACCAGCGGGUGCACACCGGGGAGAAGCCGUACAAAUGCUCCGACUGCGGGAAGAGCUUCACCGUGAGUUCGGCCCUCAUCCAGCACCACCGGUUCCACGCGGGCGAGCGCCCUUACGGGUGCUCCGAGUGCGGGAAGAGCUUCACGGUGAGCUCCCACCUCAUGCAGCACCGCCGCUUCCACACCGCGGAGCGCCCCUUCGAGUGCACGGAGUGCGGCAAGAGCUUCCUGUGGAGGUCGGCCCUGCUGCGGCACUGGCGGAUGCACAGCGGGGAGCGGCCGUACGCCUGUACCGACUGCGGGGACAGCUUCAGGCAGAGCGCACACCUCACCCAGCACCGCCGCACCCACACCGGCGAGCGGCCUUACGCCUGUGCCGACUGCGGGAGGGGCUUCGCCGUCAGCUCCGCUCUCCUGCGGCACCGGCGCGUCCACAGGGCGCGGCUGCCCUAG